AUGGUCAAGUUCACCACUGUUGCUAUCGGCCUCACGGCCUUCCUCUCCUCCUUCGCAGCUGCCAGUAACUGCAAGGCCAACCUGGACUACUGCGGUAGCUCCCUCCUUAAAAAGGGCAACUACUACGCCCAAAUUGCCAACGAGCUCAAGGCCAAGGGUCAGUCUACUGAUCCCAGCCACAUCCAGCAGUCGCUGUUCCACUGCACUGGCGGCUCCAACGGCGAGAUUGAGUUCCUGAGAUUCUGCUCCGGAGGAUGCCAGGAUGCCGGAAAGGGACAUAGUGAUAGCUGUUAA
Messenger RNA from Aspergillus clavatus NRRL 1, 294 nucleotides. RefSeq lists its product as uncharacterized. The transcript is spliced from 2 exons. The coding region runs from base 1 to 294 and encodes 97 amino acids. The record is from RefSeq and is a predicted model, not a curated record. NCBI's taxonomy places the organism in Eukaryota, Fungi, Ascomycota, Eurotiomycetes, Eurotiales, Aspergillaceae.